GUCUUACAACAAUCCCAACCAAUGGGAGCCCUCUGUGAGUAAUAGACCCACCAAUCAGGAUCGAGGAGCGGAGCUUUUUGAAAACGUUGGCGGCUGAGGAAGUUCAGAACAGCAACACUGCUCUAUUAUCUUCACUAAAACACCUCCUGUUCUUCACUACGAUGCAGAAUAAGGAAAAUCAUGAGCCCAGGAGUUUCCAACGACCGUUCGUAACCCCAAGCCUGGUGGCUGGCCCACAGCGUGUUCUGGUGAAGCCACGAAUGGAGAUGGACAAAAGUGCCAUCACAGGCCCUGGCAGAGAGUGUGUUGGCUCAUCCUCCAGUGGAGCCUCAAAGAAAGUCUCCAUCGAUGACUUUGACAUCGGCCGACCACUAGGGAAGGGUAAAUUUGGUAAUGUCUACCUUGCGAGGGUGAAGAAGCUGCAGUCCAUCGUGGCGCUGAAGGUGUUGUUCAAGUCACAGAUGGAGAAGGAGGGUGUGGAGCAUCAACUCAGGAGAGAGAUUGAGAUUCAGGCACAUCUCAAGCACCCCAACAUUUUGCGCUUCUACAAUUAUUUCCAUGACCGAAAGAGGGUCUUCUUGGUGCUUGAGUACGCCCCACGUGGUGAAAUGUACAAGGAGCUACAGAGAUAUGGAAGAUUCGACGACCAGCGUACUGCCACAUACAUGGAGGAGAUAUCUGAUGCACUGUUGUAUUGCCAUGAGAAGAAAGUGAUUCAUCGUGACAUCAAGCCGGAGAAUCUGCUUCUCGGCUAUCAUGGAGAGCUGAAAAUUGCAGAUUUUGGUUGGUCCGUCCAUGCACCUUCUCUAAGACGCCGUACAAUGUGCGGGACACUGGACUACCUCCCUCCAGAGAUGAUUGAGGGCCACACCCACAGCGAGAAGGUGGAUCUGUGGUGCAUCGGGGUCCUCUGCUACGAAUGCUUGGUCGGCAACCCGCCUUUUGAAACUGCCAGCCAUUCAGAAACAUACAAGAGAAUUAUGAAGGUGGAUUUGAAGUUCCCCAAAAACAUCUCAGACGGUGCACGGGACCUGAUCAGCAAGCUGCUCCGCCACAGCCCCGUCGACCGUCUCUCACUACAGAGCGUCAUUGAUCACCCAUGGGUGUGCAACAAAUCCCGCCGAAUCCUACCGCCCAUCUGCCCCGCCAAGAAAUCCUGAGCCCACCUGUCCUGCCUGCUUACCUCCCGCUGAGGGGUGUUUUAUCUGUCCUUCACCAGAGACUCUGGGCCAGCAUGUUUUGGUUUCACUGCCAUGGGUUUCAAACUGCCAUUAUUCUGGCACAUUUUAUGACGGGUAUAAAUGUGUGCCCACUUUUUUUUAUAUUGUACAGUGUGAUGUCAUUAUCUAUGUCUAGUAUGUUUCCUAGAGGUGUUUUUAUUGACAUUUCUUCUCUGACACUUUUUUUUAAAUGGACACAGCUCUAUUUUUGAUUCUGUAUCUGACCAAAGUACUACUGUUAGACCGAUUUAAAGCCGACUAUGUUCGCAAAUAGUUUAAGAUAAAAUGUUUGAGGGUUGGGGUGUGAAGCAUGUUUUAUUUUCUCUCGAGCUAUACUUUACAUUUCUAAUAAAUAUUAUAAAAUGA
This is a messenger RNA of Sebastes umbrosus (honeycomb rockfish), 1586 nucleotides long. RefSeq names its product aurora kinase B (gene aurkb). Gene Ontology annotation, molecular function: ATP binding; protein kinase activity. Gene Ontology annotation, biological process: regulation of cytokinesis; protein phosphorylation; mitotic spindle organization. The coding region runs from base 162 to 1160 and encodes 332 amino acids. Gene Ontology annotation, cellular component: spindle midzone; chromosome passenger complex; spindle pole centrosome. The transcript is spliced from 9 exons. Lineage: Eukaryota; Metazoa; Chordata; Actinopteri; Perciformes; Sebastidae. The record is from RefSeq and is a predicted model, not a curated record.